Molecule: messenger RNA, 1357 nt
Organism: Dufourea novaeangliae
Lineage: Eukaryota; Metazoa; Arthropoda; Insecta; Hymenoptera; Halictidae
Product: valacyclovir hydrolase
Exons: 5
Coding region: 123-1001 (292 amino acids)
Source: RefSeq, a predicted model, not a curated record
GUUUCGACCUAACGGGAAGUGGGAGCAGUGAGAGCGCGCUCUUCUAGUGUAGUACUGUAUCUGGUGAUCUUGGAAAGGAAGCCAUAUCGGGUACUCAAUAACGAUCAACAAUCUCGCCAACCAUGUUAGUGACAUUCUUACGAAAUUUUACGAAUAAAGUAUCGAUCCGUUUUAUUCGUAUCGAAAUAUUAUCGAACGGUUGCAAAUCGUUCUCUUCGAUGGCAAAAGCUCACGAUGCAGAGGAACAAAAAAUUAACGUCAACGGGGUUGAUAUCAAUUACCUGAGGGUCGGAACCGGUAAUCAUCCCGUGUUACUUCUACCCGGUGCCUUGGGCUCAAUUUGGACAGACUUCAAGCCUCAAAUAGAGGGUCUCGACCGAGGAAAGUUCACCGUGGUCGCGUGGGACCCGCUCGGCUGUGGAAAGUCCAGACCACCGGAUAGAACGUUCCCGGACGAUUUCUUUCAGCGCGACGCCGCUCAUGCUUGUAAUUUAAUGAAACUUUUGGGCUACCCACGUUUCUCGCUGGUAGGAUGGAGCGACGGCGGUAUUACAUCGUUGAUGCUCGCCGCGAUGUUUCCCGAGAACGUUCAAAAAAUGGUGUCCGUUGCAGCGAAUGCCUAUGUUACACCGGAAGAACUUGAAAUUUAUCAGAAAUACAGAAAUGUGGACACUUGGUCGGAGAAGAUGCGAGCACCGAUGAUAGCGAUCUACGGGGAGGAAUACUUUCGGAAGACCUGGUCCGAUUGGGUCGAGGCGUUUUCACGGAUUUCGAAAAAACAGAACGGUGAUCUGUGCAGGGACAUGCUCCCAAAGAUCCAAUGUCCGACACUGAUCGUUCAAGGAUCGAAAGAUCCGAUGGUUGUCGCCGAGCAUCCACUCUAUUUGCAGAAACACAUAACCGGGGCAAAGUUGAAAAUCUUCGAGAACGGUGCUCACAAUCUACACUUACGGUAUCCCAAAGAAUUCAACGAUCUGGUUACCGAAUUUUUAAUCGAAUAAUCGCCGACUAUAACAAAACAUACCCGUACGCAUUGGUUCGUACUGUGAAUUCUAUGUAUAUACGUGUAUAGUUUCGUACAGGAAUUCGACAUACCUUUGUCGACUGUAUCAAAGUGUCGCGCAUUGUAUAAAAACAUUUAUAUUGUAAUAUACGUUUCCAAUACUCCGAAUGACAGUUCCUAAUCGGGUGCUUGUUACCGAGUAUUUGAAUAAUAUUUGUUUUACGGCAAGGCACACUAAAUGCAUGAGGGGGCAUUGUGGACGCACGUGGGUUAAACCGGCACCAGAACCGAGCUGGGCGAAAGGAGUUACGACCAUGUGUGGGCGACCAAGUCCUUUCGUGGAUCCGUUUUCUU